Dendroctonus ponderosae (mountain pine beetle) is the source of this 4259-nucleotide messenger RNA. RefSeq lists its product as uncharacterized. The transcript has 12 exons. The record is from RefSeq and is a predicted model, not a curated record. Lineage: Eukaryota; Metazoa; Arthropoda; Insecta; Coleoptera; Curculionidae. Gene Ontology annotation, molecular function: DNA binding; protein binding. Bases 414 to 3986 code for a protein of 1190 amino acids.
UGUGCUGCUCUAAGCCAGAGAUGUAUAUAUACUGUCAGCCGCUAUAAAGCGGCUGAUUUAAAUUCUCUAUUCAAAGUUCCCGCCUUCAAAUUAGCAUCCACGCCAUUUUUCCUCGACGGGAGCGCCAUCUUCGGUAAAGGUAGAGCUAGCGUUCACGUUUCGAUUUCGGUCUGGCUAUUUUACCAUAUAAAUACGAAAUUUUCGUAUUUGUGAGCAACAGUGCCCCAAAAGCAUCCUCAACACUGUGAGCCCCAUGUGCAAUUUUGAUAAUGAGUUCAGAUUUUCCCUGUGAAGUGAAGCCAGCCGAAAGAUAGUGACAUCAAAAGUGACCUGCAUAACGUGAACUCUAGAUACAAUGUUAUAGGUGCAUAUUGGGAUAAUUUUGAUGUUAUUUCGUGUACCGCGGCUGGAAAAUGGAAGAUCCGAAGCAAACCGAUGAGCUGGUGACUCCUGAAACCGCAGAGGUGUCCCCUGAAGAUGAAAAAGUGGCUGAAAAGGAGGCAACUGAAAAAGACGCCGAUAAAAUGGACCCCAACCCAGAAACAGUAGCAACUGAAAAUGGAAACUCGCUGUUGCAGACAAGCACAGAAAGUGCUACAUCACUUGACGCAAGCAUGGAAAACGAUGCACUAUUUGAGACGAGCGCAGAAAGUGCAGCACUACUUGAAACAGACACCAAAAAUGAUGCCACAAAUGAAACAACCACAGAACAGACCGCGCUACUUGAAACAAACAUAGAAAGUGCCACACCUGAGGUUACUCCUGCCGCAGAAAUAACCGAGGAACCAGCAAAGGCUCCUGAGCCGCCCGGUGAGCCUGUUGAGAAAGUACAGGAGCAGGAAAAAGUAGUGAGAGCCACCAGGAGCACCAAGCGGAAAGUCAACGAGAUUGAUUGCAAUGAUAACUCAAAAGAUGCCCCCAGCCAUGAGACAUCCGAGCAGAAGGAAAAUGUCGUUUCAAAGAAGAAUGAAAACACACAAAAUAGUAACACCCAAACCCAAGAAAUCUCUUCGCAUGAUCCACUAUCAAGCACUGAAGUGAUGGGCAAAGGCAAAAGAGCGCGUAUUCCAAACAAACGGUACAGUGAUAUUGUGCUGUCGCCAAAUAGGCGAGGAUUUAAAGCUACCUUUGACAACACGACCGACCUAGAUGGAGGCUCAAAAAGUGACUUGCUUGAAAAUGCAUCCAGUGGACCUAGUUUACCAAAGAGAAACCGCAAUUCAUUUCCUAAAGAAAACAUUCAAGAUCCAAAGUACUUCAAACCUUUCAAAUUUGGUUGGAGGCGUGAGCUUGUUUGGAAGUCCACUCCUACCGAUACUAGGAAGAAGGGCAGUAUUUAUUAUUACACCCCAACGGGAAAGAAAGUUCGGACAUUCCGAGAACUUUCCGAUCAUUUGACUGGCAAAAAUCUGACGCUGGAUAAUUUCUCGUUCAGUAAAGAGUUAUUGGGUAUUGAUGACCCAUUGAAAGAACUUUCUAGGGAGUCCAAUUGUGACAAAUCAGACAGUGGCUCCGGCUCUGAAUCGCCGCCGCCUCCGAGUAAAAAAUCCAAGAAGGUGGUGAGUCCGAAAAGCUACGAUUCUGACACGUCUAAGUCAGAUGCAAAGAGUUCCACCUCAAAUAGGCGAAGAGCUGCAAUUUCUAUUCUAAAUCAAACUAGUGAACAAUCAGAACCUGAAGCGGAAACCUCAACUAGGAAGGCCGGAAAAAUGUCUCUGAGAAAGGGAAGAGCUCCGCCAGCCAAGAAGGCUCGAUUGGCUAAAAACGAAGAAGCUAAUGAAAUUGAAACUUCAGCAUCCGCUGUGAGGUCUAGUCCGCGGAAGACGAGCAAGCCAUGUUCCAUUGGGUGCGAGGGUGUUCAAGACAUUAUUCCGACGCUGCAAUGCAGGAUCUGUCUUUGCUUGUAUCAUCACGAAUGUGUGGGGUUGAACCCUAGCAUCACAUAUCCUUACGUGUGCAAGAACUGUGAAGACGGCGUGCAGGCUGUCAAUGGCUCUUCUACAGCUAAAGUUUUACCUCCUCCACUUCUCAGCCCUAUAAAGGAUCCUAAAUCCAUCAGCUCUUCUGCAGGCAAGUCGUUACCUAAACUGCAGCGCAUUUCACGGCUCGAAUCUGCUGACCCAAUACAAAGUGCGCCGUUAGACGAAGGCAGGAAUGGUUUAGGUGAACGAACUGGAAUGGAAGUACCGCAUAACUUGCAGCAAUCUCCGGAUGCCACAGCUAAGUGCCAAUCGCUGGUUGGUGCAGUAACCUCGUGGCUGCCCCAUAAUGUUAAAAUCGUUGACAAUCCUGAAGCCACUGAAGCGCCCCGUCCGCAAUAUGUGGAAUAUCUAGCAGGCAGAAAGUUUUUAGUAAUUCCCAAACAUAACUUUAUGUCGGUGUCUGGAUCUUCGACCUCACGAGCCCCAGAUACGGUGCAACCGACCGAAGUUCCAGUUUCUUCAGGCCAUAAUACUUCGGAAAGGGUGUUAUCUGUUUCUAAAAACACAUCAGCCGGUGUUAAUGAGGAAGUUUACGAGGUCAAAGAUGAACCUUUGUCCCCAUUGAAACCGCCAGAGGAAGAAGUGAUUCAGACUGCUGCUGCAGAAUGCAAUGGGGAGGAGAAUAUCAGGCAGGAUACGCAGGAAUCUAGCAAGGAAAAGGCAAAUGUGGACAAUGACGAGACUAGCCAAAGGAGCGGAAACCUGAAGGUCACCAGCAUAACGAACACAAACGCCAAUGGCCCGGAUGAAAAACACGAGGCAAAAUUCAUGGAAAACUACAUGCAAAAUAUUUCAUUCGGCUACAACACUCUACUUCAUGUGUUCCAGUAUUUGAAAGUACAGGACCUUCUACGAGCUGGGUGUGUGUGUUCGAUGUGGAGGGACAUUGCGGGCAGCCCUAUGCUUUGGAGAACCAUUCGAAUGAAGAACUCCCAAGUGCACAGCUUUGUCGGCCUGGCCAAUGCCUUGAAAAAACACGGAACAGUGCAUUUAGAUUUGAGAAAAAUGCUGCUACCCAGCACUGGUGAUGAUAUUUGGCCCGAAUUUUCCAAAGCAAUAACUGGUGUCGAUACUUUAAGAAAAAUUGAAUUGUGCAGAUGUCCUGCGAGUGUCGUCGAAGAACUAACCAAAUCCAACCCACACUUGGAAGUAAUAAAUGCUGUGACAAUAAAAUGCGAGUCGCUCAAUCUUGACUCAUUCAAUGCCCUGAAGUGCGUCAAAGAAUUGAGGCUGAAAUCGACUUGCGGAUUGAGUAUAAAGUCGAUCGACUCCCUAAGAGAGCUGAAAACAUUGAAAAUAUUAUCGCUCACAUCGGUGACCGACCUGCACAAACUGGACUUGAGCGUCCUGGCUGAACUGGUUAAUCUGGAGUGGUUGGAUUUGGGCGAGUGCACAGACUUUCCGAAGAAUUUUGGUUCCGAUAUUCUCCUCAAAUUAAAUCGGCUCGAGAAGCUUCGAUUGGAAAAGGGCCAAGGCAGUUGCCACACUUUUGAAAUAUUGGAAGCUGUGAAGGACAUGGAACGGUUGGAGCAAUUGGAGCUGGUUAAUUUCGAUGUCAAAACCGGAUUCGACAAAGCCAUUGGUUUAUGCACCAACAUAAAGAAGCUGAUGAUAAUUCCCACAUACAUUUCGCAGAGUGCGACAACAAACAAUAUGGUUUUGUCCGGUGUUUUGCAGUUGCAUGAGAGUUUGAGUCACUUUGUCUGGGGCGUCACGUUGGAGCUGUUGAGAGUUACGGAACUGUUCGUUGACCAGUGCGAAGACUCCAAUAAAAAGGAGAAAAAACCAGGCGGAAAUGGUGACUGUAUUCCGGUUUUAAAGCCCGUACCUGAUAUAUCCAACGGCCGAUCGAUUCAAGCGGCUAGCAAUCCUCCCCAAGUGGAAAUUCUUCCCUUGCCCAAUUUGCAAAAAUUGCUAUUGAAUAGUUUGCCCACCACGCGAGUGAAAAUCCUUAAGAUACCGUUCCACGCUACAUGGAGACAAACUCUGUCCGAUACGGUUUAGUGGUGGUUUUUUUAAAUCAAUUUUCGGGGUAGUAAACCGUUACUUGGCCCCCACUAGUUUUUCGUUUGACCUCAGGUGUUCAGCACCGCGUUUGCAGCAAAUUAAAUGAAUUGACGGUAAUCAGGAAGUAUUGUAAAUUACAUUUUCGAGCUGUAUAUAAUUGUUUGUAUAAUUAUCGGGUAAAUUUUAGUUUUAUCCGUAAUGUCCCAAAUUUACGGUUUAAAAUGUUUUCUUUGUUGAGUAGGUGUUUUAAUAGAUAUUUUCUAAUACUUA